UAAUUUUACAAUAAUUAAAAUAAAUAAUUUAUAGUAUAUAAUUAAAAAACAUUAAUUAUAAUUAUGAAAUGUUACUAUGAAAUUUUGGAAGUACCUCGUGAUGUUAAUGAUGAUGAGCUAAAAAAAGCGUAUCGUAAAUUAGCAUUGAAAUGGCAUCCUGACAAAAAUCCAAAUGACCAGGUAACUGCUAAAGAACAAUUCCAACUUAUACAGCAAGCAUAUGAAGUACUGAGUGAUCCACACGAGCGCGCGUGGUAUGAUAAUCAUCGGGAUGCUAUUUUGAAAGGCGGUAUCGGUGAAAAUUAUAAAGAUGACUCGAUAGAUUUAUUCCCAUACUUCUCAUCCAGCUGUUUCAAAGGCUACGGUGAUGAUGACAGUGGAUUCUAUGCCGUCUAUCGUCAUGUUUUUGAAGAACUUGCUGCUGAAGACUUGGAGUUCGCUGAUGAUGACCAAGAAAUCCCCGGUUUCGGUGAUUCCAAGAGCUCGUAUGAAGACGUCGUCCAUCCAUUCUACGCUCACUGGCAGAGUUACUCUACCAAGAGAUCGUUUGCGUGGUUAGACCCCUAUGAUAUCCGUGAUGUUCCCAAUAGACGUUAUCUUAAACUCUGUGAGAAAGCCAACAAAAAAGUUCGCGACAAAGCUAAGCGUGAAAGAAAUGAGCAGGUGAGAAAUCUCGUUGCUUUUAUUCGUAAGCGAGACAAGAGAGUUCAAUUGCAUGCUCAGGAACUUGCAAAACGUGCAGAGUUGAAUGCCAAGAAAGCUCAAGAACGUUCGAUUCAGCAGCUCAUGGAUCGUAAGAAAGAACUCCAGGAGCACAAGGAAUCUGAUUGGUGUAAAUUUUCAAAUAUUGAGGACGAGUUAAAAACAAUAGAAGCAAAUUUAGCGGCUGAGUUUGGUGAUGAAUUGUCUGCUGACUCAGAAGAUGAAAAUGAAGCGAGUGAAUCAGAUAUUUUGUAUUGUGUUGCUUGCAAUAAACAUUUUAAAACCCCUAAGGCUUUUGUUAAUCAUGAGAAUUCUAAAAAACACAAAGAAAAUGUUUUGAUUAUGAAAAAUGUUAUGAUGACUGAUGAUAAAAUGUUUGAUGAAGAUGAGGACAAAACUAAUUCUAAGUCUACGUCAGAUGAAGAAAAAAUAUCUGACGAUGAUGAUGAUGAUGAUGAUGAUAAAAAACCCAAGAAAAAGUUUCAUGUUUCUCAACCUCUGUCAGACGAUUUUAUUUUUCCUGGAACGGAGGAACCGCCGAAGGAUGAUGAUAAUGAACAGGCUUCAGAAAGUGAAUUGAUAUCAGAUCAAGAAGACGAAGAAGAUGAUUCGUUAGUAAAUAUUGCUGUGAAAAAGAAGAAAAAUAAAAAGAAAGGAAGAGUAAUGAAGAAAGUCAUAUACGAAGACGAUGAUGAUGACGACAAUGAAGGCGCGUUUGAUUUAGACGCAGGUCUCUCUAAGAAACAACGAAGACGAAUUAAAAAUAUGUUAGAUAUUCGUGGAAAACAAAAAGACCAAGCUGCUGUAGAGCUCGAUAAAGACAUGGAAGUUGAUAAUAAAGACAAUGAAGUGAAUAAUCACGAUAGUAAUGAAGAGGCUUUUGACAUGGGUGCUGGUCUUUCUAAGAAACAUCGGAGACGGAGGAAAAAUUUAGACGCAGGAAAACCAAAAGACGAAAAAGUGUCCAAGGAAGCAGAUCAAUCCAAACUUGAUGGUAAAGACAAAAGUAAACUCGAAGAUGGAGACGAGAUGGAAAAAUCAAGUACCCGGGAGAAAAGUAAAGGAAAGAAAGCCAAGGAGGCGAGGAAAGCUCUAAAAAAUUCAACGGGGACGAAAAAUAAAACGAAACAAGCUCUGGAAGUUGAUGUUGAGGAUAUUGAACAUUGUUGUGUUACUUGUAAAGCUGAAUUCUCUAGUAAAAAUAAAUUACACGAGCAUUUAAAGAAGUCUGGACACGCAAUGUACUUACCCAGUGUUGCUCAAAACAAAAAGAAAAAUGAUAGGUCUAAAAAAUUAGCUAUCUCUGACGGUGACAGUGAUUGAGUUUAACUUGGUAUUUUAAAAACUGAUAAAAAAACUUGUAUUAUAUUAUUUAUUUGUAAUGCCGGCCGUAUAAAUAAAUCGUUUAAUUAAUUUA
This is a messenger RNA of Microplitis demolitor, 2119 nucleotides long. Its product is annotated as dnaJ homolog subfamily C member 21. Gene Ontology annotation, molecular function: zinc ion binding; nucleic acid binding. The coding region runs from base 64 to 2025 and encodes 653 amino acids. The record is from RefSeq and is a predicted model, not a curated record. NCBI's taxonomy places the organism in Eukaryota, Metazoa, Arthropoda, Insecta, Hymenoptera, Braconidae. Gene Ontology annotation, cellular component: cytoplasm. The transcript has a single exon.